Messenger RNA from Cyprinodon variegatus (sheepshead minnow), 1255 nucleotides. RefSeq names its product tripartite motif-containing protein 16-like. Gene Ontology annotation, molecular function: protein binding. The transcript is spliced from 4 exons. Bases 1 to 1083 code for a protein of 360 amino acids. The record is from RefSeq and is a predicted model, not a curated record. NCBI's taxonomy places the organism in Eukaryota, Metazoa, Chordata, Actinopteri, Cyprinodontiformes, Cyprinodontidae.
AUGGCUUUGGUCCAGGUUUGGUCAACAGGCAGAGUUCAGCAGGAGUUUGAUGACAGGUCAGGCAAACAGAAAAGAACAGGGACAGGCAGUCUUAGAGGUCCAAAGACAGAACGGCAUCGGGGACACUCUGGGCCGUGCUCGCCACAUCUAGUUGUCAGCCCUCCAGCUGAAUCCUACAGCGUUCUAUGGAGAUGGACAGAACUGACAAACCAGGGUUUCGUGGUCACUAACCUGAGUUUCCACCUCUAUAGAGAUUCCAGCUUUCCUGCCCCGUCUGAUGAGCCGCAAAAUGCUGAACUGGAGAAGCUCUUAAAAACAGAAGAUCACAACCACUUUCUCCAGAACUACCCCUCACUGUCAGCACUCAGUGAGUCUACACACUCAUCCAGCAUCAAUAUUCGUCCUCUGAGAUACUUUGAGGAUGUAACAUCAGCUUUGGUGGGUCUCAGAGAGAAACUACAGGACAUCCUGAGAGACACAGAGACAAACAUCUCUCUGUCAAUCACUGAAGUGGACGUUCUACUAUCAGAACCAAAGACAAGAGCUCGAUUAUUAAAGUAUUCAAAAGCAAUUUCUCUGGAUGAAAACACAGCAAACAGAUGGAUUUUAUUAUCUGAGGGGAACAAAAAAGUUCAAAGAAUAAACCAGCAACAGCCUUAUCCUGAUCAUCCAGACAGAUUCACUGAUUAUAAACAGGUCCUGAGCAGAGAGAGUCUGACCGGCUGUUGUUACUGGGAGGUGGAGUGGAGAGGAGAGGUUGAUGUAGCAGUUUCAUACAAGAACAUCAGCAGAGCAGGAGAGUCAGAUGAUUGUUUGUUUGGAUUCAACAAUAAAUCUUGGUCUUUAUAUUGCAACACAAACGGUUAUACAUUUUGUCACAACAACAUUAAAACUCCAGUAUCAGGUCCAGUUUCCUCCAGAAUAGGAGUGUAUCUGGAUCACAGAGCAGGUAUUCUGUCUUUCUACAGCGUCUCUGAAACCAUGACUCUCCUCCAUAGAGUCCAGACCACAUUCACUCAGCCUCUAUAUGCUGGUGUUUAUGUCUAUUAUGGAACCUCUGCUGAGUUUGUUAAUCUACAGUAAGAAUUGAUCUGAGGUACAGUUGGUUAAAAUGUGUUUUUUAGUUACUGUUUUUUUUUUUUUGUCUCUGUUUGGUCAUUAAUGUUAUUAUUUUAAAUUGUGUCACAUGAUGAAUUUGAUCUCUAAGACACUGUUAAGAGUAUUUUUAAGAAUGGUUGUAUGCAUCCAAAAUGGC